Molecule: messenger RNA, 631 nt
Organism: Quercus robur (English oak)
Lineage: Eukaryota; Viridiplantae; Streptophyta; Magnoliopsida; Fagales; Fagaceae
Product: late embryogenesis abundant protein 6
Exons: 2
Coding region: 123-512 (129 amino acids)
Biological process (GO): embryo development ending in seed dormancy
Source: RefSeq, a predicted model, not a curated record
AUAUUUAUGUGUCAUAUAUGGUGUUCUUUUUGGCAUUGUGAUUUGUGUUUGCUACUUUGCUUUAAGGUGAUAAUAAGUGAAUUGUUUAGAGAUUGUGAAGGAGACUAGAACAGUGGGAAAAAAUGCAGGCUGUGAAGGACAAGCUACAUGAUAUGAGUGAGAUGCGCAAGGUCAAAUCCCAGGCAAAGGCUGAAGAGAAGGCUGAAAAGAGUAUAGCAAAAGCCAGAAUGGAUGUUGCUCAUGAGGUUAGGCUGGCAAAAGAGGCUGAAGCCGAGAUGGAACUGCAUGUGGCCAAGGCUGGGCAAAAGGUAGAGAGGGAGGCAGCAAAAAAUGCAGCUAUCAAGCCAAAUGCAAGUGGCACCAAUCGUGACCCAGCUGACCAUUGUACUAUGGCAACGGGAAAUAGGAGCCUCGAUCAUGGCCCAGCUGAUCAGUCUCCACCUACUAUCAACGCAGCUGGAAUUACUCCUUCUAACAAUGCCCAAGCUCCCCCAGUUAAAAAGCUUUUCUAAAUUGUAACCAUUCAAAUACUAAAUUGAAUUUCAUGUUGAUUUAAAGUGAAAUGGAGAGAAACAAUUUCACAGUUAAAAUGUUAUUUUUUAUAUUUAAUAGUGUAUAUAGUGCUACAUAA